AUGUCAGGUGGCCUGCUGUGGAGCACGGUGGGCUGCCAUCCAACCAGGUGUGGAGAAUUCGAGGGCCCGCACGGCCCGCCCGACCGCUACCUGGAGCAGCUGUCGGGGCUGGUGCGACAGGGUGCCGGCAGGGUGGCUGCCCUGGGCGAGAUGGGACUCGACUAUGAGCGGCUGCAGUUCUGUGAGCGGGAGACGCAGCUGCGCUACCUGGAGCUGCAGCUUCAGUUGGUGCGUCCCUGUGGGAACCUGCCUCUGUUCCUGCACUGCCGCAAGGCCGCACCCGACCUGCUUGACGUGCUCACUCGCAACCGGGGACUCUUCACCGGUGCUGUGGUGCACUCCUUUGAUGGCAGCAAGGAAGAAGCAGCUGCGUUCCUGGACUUGGGCCUCUUCAUUGGCAUCAAUGGCUGCUCACUCAAGACAGCCGAGAAUUUGGCGGUAGCAGCCACUAUUCCCAGAGACCGACUUCUCAUCGAGACAGGUGAGCACAGUAUGUUCUUUAUUGGCAUAGCUGGUGUGCAGCCAGGAUUUUGUUUUGGCAAGACUCCCAUGU
Rhipicephalus sanguineus (brown dog tick) is the source of this 553-nucleotide messenger RNA. RefSeq names its product deoxyribonuclease TATDN1-like. The annotation marks the transcript as partial. The record is from RefSeq and is a predicted model, not a curated record. Gene Ontology annotation, cellular component: cytosol. The transcript has 5 exons. Gene Ontology annotation, molecular function: 3'-5'-DNA exonuclease activity. Lineage: Eukaryota; Metazoa; Arthropoda; Arachnida; Ixodida; Ixodidae.